Caenorhabditis bovis is the source of this 675-nucleotide messenger RNA. The record is from the annotation of a GenBank genome assembly. Lineage: Eukaryota; Metazoa; Nematoda; Chromadorea; Rhabditida; Rhabditidae.
AUGUCCGCGAGAGACCGCUCCGGUAGCAUUUCGUUGUCGUCGAGGAAUGUGAUUCCGGUGUGCUCAACUCUCACACCAUCUCAGGUGGCCGUCAUCCGCAGAUCAUGGCGUCAUAUUAACACCAAAGGUCUCAUUGUGGUCCUCACUCGCUGCUUCUCAAGACUUGAAUCCUCCUGCUCUGUUGCCAACCAAUGCUUCCAAUCCGCUGCCUAUUCGCUGUCAACAAGCCCGAAUCAAGUGCGCACCGUCGCUGACCACUCCAAAUAUCUUCUGCAGCUUCUUGACAAAAUCGUUGAAGGCGAAGUGCAUGCCGACUUCUUGAGGGAGAUCGGAGCAAACCAUAUUAAUCUAAAACACGAGGCCGGAUUCAGCAGUCAAGAAUGGGACAGAUUCCAAGAAAUCAUGGUUGAGGUGAUUUUAAAGCAGGAUGGUGUCAAGCAGAGCAAAGAGACAAGCCGUGCCUGGCGCCUUCUCAUCUGCUCGUUCAUCGAUCUGAUCCGUGAUGGAUUCGAGGCACAAGUCCGACAAUUCAGAAGAAAACAUUCAUUCAACGCUCAUGUUCAAUAUUUCGAGAACAUUGAGAAGCGUGUCGCUAUGUGCCCAAACCGCAAGGAUUCACUCAACAUGGAUCCACGCUCAACCCCGAACAGCGCUCGCAAAUAUUCGCAUUAUUAA